AAUUUUUUUAAAUUUUGAAUCUUUUGAAUUCAACAAAAUCAAAAAUCAAAUCAAAAAUGAAGUUCUUCAUUGUGCUAAUUUCUGCUGUUUCGAUUGUAAGCGCCGGUGGUUAUGGAUCAAAAGGUUCAAGUAGUGGUGGUGGUGGCUAUGGAGGUGGUAGUUCUCUUGGUGGUGGCGGCGGCGGUUAUGGUGGAGGCUUAGGUGGCUUUGGUGGUGGACGAGGUGGCGGUGGCGGUGGUGGCUUUGCUGGUGGCAUUAUUCCAGCUGCUAUACAAACAACACAUAAUAUUGAAUUUCGUGAAGUUCCAAGUACCGGUUCUGUUCAACCUGCCGUUAUUGAAGUUGGAUCACAAUCACUUCCAGUUAUGAUUCUUUUCCGUUCAAGUUCAUCAACAUUGAAUGUACAACAGAUGCAUGAUUCGGCACAAGGAAGUGUACAAGAAUCAUCUAGCGAAGAUGAACCACAUCGAUUGAUUCAUUCGGUUACCAAACCAAUCAUCCAGGAAGUUCAUGAAGUCAUCACUCCAUUCAGAAAGAUCACUCAAGAAAUUCAACCAGUUCAAGAAGAAAUCAACACUAUCAUUGCACGAAACCAAGGUGGUGCAGUUGGUGGAGGCGCUGGUCUUGGAUUUGGCGGCGGAGCUGGUGGCGGCUUUGGUUUCGGAGGUGGUUCAUCUGGUCUUGGUCUUGGUGGUGGUUCCACUGGCCUUGGUGGUGGCUACAGUAUUGGUGGAACAAAAUCAUCAGGUGGACUUGGGGGCAGUCUUGGUAAAUCUACAAAAUCAUCCGGAUAUGCUGCUGCUGCAGCUGUACAAAGUAAACAUGAAAUACAAUUUCGUGAUUAUCCAACUACCGGUAAUGUUGUACCGACAACUGUUGAAGUUGGUGCUGUUUCGAUACCGUUAAAUAUUUUAUUUAAAUCAGCUUCAAGUAGUCUUCGUAUUCAACAAGCACAUGAAGGAUCUGAGGGUUCAGUACAGGAAACAGCAAGUGAAGAUGAACCUCAUCGUUUGGUACAUUCGGUAAAGAAACCAAUCAUACAAGAAGUUCAUGAAGUAAUAACACCAUUCCGAAAGAUUACGCAAGAAAUUCAUCCUGUACAGGAACAUAUUGUUACCGUAAUUGCUAGAGGAAGUGAACAACAAAAACAACAAGAAGGUGAAAAUAGUGGCAAUUCAAUUGAAAAUGCAAAUAAUGAAUUUAUGGAAAAAAUUUAUGAAAAAGUACAACAACCGAUUGGUUUGACGAAUAAACAAAGUAGUUCAUCAUAUGGCUCAUCACAAACAAAUAUUCAUGGCAGUGCAGGCGAUACUGGAACAGGUGUAUCGCUAUCGAAAGCGACAACCAAAGGUGGUUAUUGAUUGAUUGGUCGAUCG
Molecule: messenger RNA, 1376 nt
Organism: Dermatophagoides pteronyssinus (European house dust mite)
Lineage: Eukaryota; Metazoa; Arthropoda; Arachnida; Sarcoptiformes; Pyroglyphidae
Source: RefSeq, a predicted model, not a curated record